ACAAAACAAAAGAGCCUCUUGUCUCGAACGAACCAGCCAUUCUUAAGAUUUUCCGACAAUUCUUCACCCGAGAAAAAUAUGGAGUUUGAGGGAGCGAGAGAGACGAACAUGGAGGAAGAAGAAGAAGCCGUGGUGGAGGAGAGAAUAUACGUUGCACUAGGGAGAGAAACAGCGAAGAACAAGUCAAAUCUCGCCUGGGCAAUAGAUAACUCCGAAGGGAACAAGAUCUGUAUCGUUCUUGUGCAUCAACCUGCUCAGAUGAUCCCUGUCUUGGGUACCAAAUUCGAUGCUGCAACAGUAGAUGAGGAAUUAGUAAGAGCAUACAGAGAAAAACAAAAGGCGAAAACAGAGAAGAUCCUUGAAGUGUACCUUGGAUUUUGCCGCCACAAAGGGGUCCAAGCCGAGAAGCUGUGUGUUGAGAUGGACUCGAUCGAGAAGGGAAUUUUGCAGAUGAUUUCUGAGAAGAGAGUCAGGAAGUUCAUAAUGGGAGCAGCUGCAGACAAACACUAUUCAACGUAUUGUGUCCUUAAGGCUUCCCCAGGCUUUUGUGUUAACCUGUUUCUUUUUACCCAUCUCGAAUUUGACAUUGGUGGUGAUCAAUCAAUAUGCAGGAAAAUGGAGGAUUUGAGGUCAAGGAAAGCCAUCUUCAUCUGCCAACAUGCAUCAGCGACUUGUCAUAUACGGUUUCUCUGCAGAGGACAUCUCAUCCACACAAGGGAAGCUAGAAUGGAUGAAGUCAGAGCUCUCUCAGCUCUAUUAUCUGACUUUCAGCGGCUUGUGUCCUCAAAAAGUAGCACCAAUUCAGAAAUGCAGAGUGGAAGAAGUUCAAAGGGGAAAAGCGAGUGGGAGGAAGGUGAGGAGGAGGAAGAGAAAACAUCACGAACCAGCUCUUCUCGCUCUGCUGGUACACUGUCAUACUUUGGAGGAUCUGAGGCCUCAUCAAGUGCAACAGAAGAGAAAUCAAUCCGCUCAUCUCCUCCAUCUUUACCUUCCUUUGUAUUUCACCUGGCUCGUGAGUUGCUUACGGUGCUGAUCCACCAGUGCAGCGGGAUGGGGCUGGGCAUGAUAACCUUCCUCAUCAACUCCACCAAAGUCUGGCAUAGGCUUGCCAUACAAAACCAUAAGCAGUGUGAGUGA
This is a messenger RNA of Thlaspi arvense, 1137 nucleotides long. The record is from the annotation of a GenBank genome assembly. Lineage: Eukaryota; Viridiplantae; Streptophyta; Magnoliopsida; Brassicales; Brassicaceae.